GAAAUGGCAGUACUUCGAACAGAGGAGCUCAAGUAUAUUAUUGAUCCGUCAAGGGUUCCUGGCGAAGAUGAAAAGUAUAGUAAAGCUGGUUGAAAACUGCUCCGAAAAAACUUCCCAUCUCUUUUCAGUCUUUGCUAGUUUGAAUUGGGUCGUCGAAAGUUAUUGACUUGAUCGUCUUAAGAAACCCAAAAGCUCCCCAGUGCCGGUGUUUCAGUUCCCUUAAUUGGGUUGGUGUUUACCUGAGAAGAGCCACAUUCUAUCUGUUGUCUAUAAGAGAGAGGCUAUCGUUCUGCUGCUGGGUUCUGGUUCUUCAAUACCCAUUUCUAUUAAUCAAUGGUCGAACCAAAUAGCAAGUGGGUUUAAUUCGCAGGGUGGUUCCCACUUGAGCGAAAGAAAGAAGAAAGAUGUUGCUGGCAACAUGGUGGACAGAAUCAGUGGAUUGCCGGAUGAAAUUCUAGUGAGUAUACUGUCUCUGUUGCCCCUGAAGGAAGCGCAAGCUACUAGUAUCCUUUCUAGGAGGUGGCAGUAUGUGUGGGCGUAUUGUACUACUCUCAACUUUGAUGAUGAGAAGAAUUUAGUCAGAUUGCGCCUGUCCGACAGAGAAGCACUCGAAUUGGAAAUGUGUAGGUACGUCAAUUGGGUGGAUAGUGUGUUAAAACAGCAUAGAGCCUUAAACAUUGAGCGAUUCAGGGUUUAUUUUAAGCUUUGAUUCUAGAAGUUGUAUUGAUAAAUGGAUUCAAUUUGCAAUGAGGAAAGGAGUUCAAAUGCUUGAGCUGGACUUUGUAUGUACUCUUUAUCUACAUCUUCCGAAAUACAGAUUUAGAAACAAACUGUUAGGUAUCAGCAAAACCUCUGCUUCAAAGUCCUUGUGUUCUGAAUACAUUGGUUUUAAGUGCCUCAAAGUUCUUGAUUUGAAAACUGUUGAUGUGGACAAAGAAGUUCUUGAGUACUUUUUGUCUAACUCUCGAGGUCUUGAACGACUGUCCGUGUCUGAUUCUUCAACACUGGUUAAUCUAAAAGUAACCGGUCAUUCUAUUGCAUUGAAGUACUUGGUGAUAAAAUGAUGUAAAAAUAUCAAAACCAUUGAGAUCUGUGAUUCAAUCCUAGUUUCAUUUGUUUAUGAUGGACCUGUGAGAAACUUGGUUCUUAGUAAUCUACCACUUCUUGUUGAGGUUUCCCUUUUUGGAUGGUUGGCACCCGAUUUCUUAGAGAUUGCCUUCUUACAACUGUCCUUCUGUCUUUCUCAACUGGAGAAUCUCAAAUUCAGCUAUAUGAAUGCGUGGAGCAAAAUGGACCCUGUGCUUCCUUCAUUACCUAAUCUUAAGCGUUUGGAAUUAGUAAUUGAUGAAUAUGAAAACUUUGCUCUUCUUCAUCUCGCAUCUUUCAUUAAGGAAUCUCCUUGCAUGCAUACACUUGUGUUGCGGUUAUCACGAUCAUGGGGUAAAAAAAGUCCCUUUGCCAAGAAGCGAGCUGCAAAAUGCUCCCAUGCUUGUCUAAAGGUUGUGGAAAUAGUAGGGUACAGCGGCCAGAGCCGUCAGACUGAACUUGUGAUGUACUUGACAAAGAGUGCAAGGAAUCUGGAGAAAAUUGUUUUUAAUCCUGUUGCUCGUUGGGGUCCAAGCUUCGACAGACUACGAGAUCAUUCUGCAGUGAAGGAUGAAGAGUGGUCAAGAGCUCAGGCUCGGCAGCUUAAAGAAAAAUUGCCUGCAACUCUGGAAGUUGUGUGCCUGUAGCUACAACAGCCUUAAUUAGUAGGAAACUGCAUUGCUAAAUUAUAUGUAUUGAAUAAUGAAUGCUUCUCUUGAAUUUUGUUAUUCUGAAACUACAAGCUCAAUCCGCAGUUGAAUUAAUGAUUAAUGUUUGUAGUACACUGCAGUGCUUAAAUGAAUGGUGUUUUGCAAA
This is a messenger RNA of Rosa chinensis, 1902 nucleotides long. Its product is annotated as probable FBD-associated F-box protein At5g38565. The record is from RefSeq and is a predicted model, not a curated record. Lineage: Eukaryota; Viridiplantae; Streptophyta; Magnoliopsida; Rosales; Rosaceae. The coding region runs from base 1272 to 1733 and encodes 153 amino acids. The transcript is spliced from 4 exons. Gene Ontology annotation, molecular function: protein binding.